GAUGAUUGGGGAUCGUUCGCGGACCGCCCCUCCUUCGAGUUCUGUGAGCUCAUCUUCGAGAAGAUGCUCACAUCGGUCGGCGACAUCAACUGGCUCCUCAAGAUCAUUCAGGCUAAGAAUGAUCUCGGCAGCGGCGACCCCGCUAUCUUCCAAGAUGCCGACGACAUGUACGCUGCUAUAGAUGGAAUCGACGUCGAGGGUGCCGGGUGGCGCUCUUUUCGAGUUCGAUACACUGGCCGUGUGACGGCGGAGUCUCCCGCAUGGAUGCGUGAGACGUACGUCGUCCACACUCGAGACACGCUCGCCUUGCUCAAGAGCAUGAUAGCUAAUCGCGAGUUCGAUGGCAAGUGGCACUAUUCGCCGUUCGAGGAGACGAACGCGUCGGGAAAACGUGUCUGGUCGGACUUGAUGUCCGGACACUGGGCCUGGAAGCAAGCCGAUAAGAUUGCCGAGGAUCCCGCCACACAUGGUGCAAUGCUCGUGCCGGUCAUCCUCGGCUCUGACAAGACUACAGUCUCUGUCGCCACCGGUCAUCAAGAGUUCCAUCCAGUCUACCUAUCUCCCGGAAAUGUACACAAUAAUAUCCGUCGAGCUCAUGGGGAUGCCGUCUUGCCCGUGGCAUUCCUCGCCAUACCGAAGACCUGCCGACAGUUCAAUGAUGACGACGACUACAAGACAUUUCGCAAGCAAUUGUACCAUGCGUCGUACGCACGCAUCCUCUCCCCACUGCGCCCAGCGAUGACGACACCAAUCCCGUGUCGAUGCCCUGACGCCAAUUUCCGUCCCACGAUCUUCGAAAUUGGCCCUAUCAUUGCCGACUACCCAGAGCAGGUCUACCUUGCGCUCAUUGUAUAUGGAUGGUGUGCCAAAUGUUUCGCACCACCAGAUGAGCUUCAUGCAGCCGGUGACCCACGAUAUCGUGCGAAGACCGAAACACUCACGGAGCUCCUUGAUCCGGACAUCCUAUGGGAUGCCUUUGGCAUCGUGAAUGACGUUCUACCCUUUACUUCUUACUUCCCCCGUGCCGACAUCCAUGAGCUCCUCACUCCCGACCUUCUGCACCAGCUCAUCAAGGGCACCUUCAAAGACCACAUCGUCACGUGGGUGGAGCAGUACAUUUAUCAGGUCCAUGGUGAGGCAGAGGGAAGACGUAUCAUGGACGAUAUUGACCGUCGUAUUGCAGCAUCUCCGGCCUUUCCUGGCCUUCGUCACUUCAAGGAGGGCCGUAACUAUAAGCAAUGGACAGGUAAUGACUCCAAAGCUCUUAUGAAGGUCUUUGUAGCCGCCAUCGUUGGCUAUGUACCCGAUAAGAUGGUCCAGUGCAUAUCUGCUCUCCUCGAUUUCACCUAUAUCGCUCGCCGUGACGCACACGACUCCCAUUCCCUUCUUUGCAUGGAAGAGGCCCUCGAGCGUUUCCACGACCUUCGCACCAUCUUUGAAGAAGUCGGCCUCCGUGACGACAACUUCUCUCUCCCUCGCCAACAUGCACUUAUUCACUACGUCCGAUCCAUCAAACUAUUCGGCUCUCCAAACGGUCUCUGUUCCUCUAUCACAGAGUCAAAGCACAUCCGAGCUGUCAAGCGCCCGUGGCGUUCGACCAGCAAACACAAUGCUCUUCCACAAAUCCUCUUGAAGAACGAACGUCUCUUGAAGAUGUCGAUGGCGCGUUCAGACUUCGGGCGGCGCGGAAUGUUAGUCGGGGAUGUUUUAUCAUAUGUUACUUUCGGCCCGGAUCUGCCAGUGAUUUUUGAGGAUGAGGAAGAGGAAGCACGGGCACAGGCAGAGGCAGAUGUUGAGGAUGUUGAUGGCGAACGUCGGGAUACAAUUGUUAAGCUUUCGUCACGUCCGGCUUAUUCUCAGGACGUACAGUCUCUGAGUCUUGAGCUAGGUGAACCUGGUCUCUCCGACAUGAUCAGAAGAUUCCUCUAUGAUCAGAUCUAUGCUGGGCCCGAUUUUGACGCUGAUGACGUUGAUCCUGACGAGUGGCCCGAGUUUCGAGGCCGUUUGUCUGUGCAUAGUUCCGCUUCUGUUCUUUUUUAUUCUCCUAGUGAGCUUUCAGGACCGGGAGGUAUGCGUCGGGAGUACAUUCGGAGUACUGACCGCUGGUAUAAUGCUCGUGAACGGCGUGAUACUGCCCUUGUUCAGGUUGGUACACAGCCCGAUGAUCGUUUGGAUGGAAUGUUUGUUUGCCGUGUUCUUCGUUUUAUCUCUUUUGUCCAUGACCAUGUUCUUUACCCUUGUGCUCUUGUUAAUUGGUUCAUACCCGAUGAAGAGCCUGAUGAAGUGACUGGGAUGUGGAUUGUACGCCCUGAGAAGGUUGGAGGUCGACGUUCCGUUGGUUUGAUUCACUUAGAAUGCUUUGUUCGUGCUUGUCAUUUACUCCCGGUCUUUGGUAACACAAGAAUACCCCACUCAUUUCAACAUUCCGACUCCCUUUCUGCUUUCAAAGCCUUCUACCUUAACCAAUUUAUUGAUUAUCACUCUCAUGAAUGUAUU
Messenger RNA from Stereum hirsutum FP-91666 SS1, 2496 nucleotides. RefSeq lists its product as uncharacterized. The transcript has 9 exons. The record is from RefSeq and is a predicted model, not a curated record. The annotation marks the transcript as partial. NCBI's taxonomy places the organism in Eukaryota, Fungi, Basidiomycota, Agaricomycetes, Russulales, Stereaceae.